Molecule: messenger RNA, 3236 nt
Organism: Cottoperca gobio
Lineage: Eukaryota; Metazoa; Chordata; Actinopteri; Perciformes; Bovichtidae
Product: serine/arginine repetitive matrix protein 1
Exons: 9
Coding region: 51-3236 (1061 amino acids)
Molecular function (GO): protein binding
Source: RefSeq, a predicted model, not a curated record
AAGAGCGAGAGGCUGAACGGUGCGGCGGCGGAAGAUCAGCGAUCGCUGGCAUGAACAUGGCGGAGACCGUACGCUCGCUCUUCGACUACCGGGAGACACACAGCCUGGACAGCGACGGAGAAGGCAUCAAACCGGCACUGCCGCUGAGAGGGCGCGGCUGUGGAAGGAAAAGAAAAGGGACACCCGUGAAAGUCUUUGUUACACACACUGAGGAAGAGAGCGUGUCUGAACACAGCUUCAGCCCAGGUGAUCGUAAAGAAGCAGCAGAGAAUAAACGGCCCAUGCUGGACGGGCCUUUCUACAACACAGAGCUUCACAACUGUGCUCCAUCAGCGCAGGCUCAUGACAAAGUCUCCUCCGGAUCCAAGACCGGCUCAUUCUCAGCCUCUACACCAGCUCCGGCUCCUGCCGCUUCCUCGGCCUCAACCCCAGCACCACUACCUGCUCCGGCCCCGGCAACUUCAGCUCAGGCCCCGUCUAUGACCCCCGCGUCCACGGCUCCAGCUGCCCCGACAGCCUCUGCUCCAGCCCCAACAGCCAGCUCAUUCCCCCCCCCUCCUAACUGCCGCAUCCGAGAGGUCCACUGUGGCAGCCAGGUACGGUUGGUCGUCAUCGCCAUCAGAGACAUCACCAAGGGCGAGGAGAUCACUGUGGACUACAGCCUCACAGAGUGGGGGGAGAACUUGAGUUUCCGUGGAACUGCCUCUCCAACACAACAUGAGUGUAACUCUGACACCGAGAAUAACAACAAUAUCAAAAAGGAGGAUGAGCCUCUCUCACUGACAUCCCAGCAGCAACAGCAGCAGCGGCAACAGCAACAGCAGCAGCAGCAGCAGCUACAGCAGGAGUACGUCACCCCCUCAUGGUCCCUCUCCCCCUCCUCCUCCCCCAUCUCCCACUCUGACGGCAGUGACUCAGACGCUGGAGAUGAAGACAACGCCAGCCCCCGCGGGCGGGCACUACAGCGGCAUAAGAAACGACGCAGCACCCCUUCAAAGAAAAAGACCCCCCACCGGACGCCUCCCGGGCGGCCGCCACUGACCUCCCCCACUAGCAUUCCUCAUCACAACCGUCUGCUUCCUUCAUCCCACCCUCCAGCGCAGUCCUCCCCUCCUUGCUCGUCCUCCUCCUCUUCAGCUAAGCCUGUGUUCAAAGCUCCGGCUCCGCUGGGCUCCAACACCAAAGGCAAUGUCAACAUAAAUGUCCCCAGAGGAGUAGUGUCCAUAGACUCCAUGCGCCAGACCUGUGAGUACUGUGGACGCCACUUCCGCUCCCUGGGUCGCCACUUGGAUAAACACCAUGCUCACCAACCAGAAGUGUGCUCUGCCCUGGUGGAGCGCUACACACAGAUGCCCCGUCUGCAUUCACAGAACCCUCCCACAGCUCACACACACACUCCGCAGCACUCAAAGUCCCCACAAGCCACGGGUCAGAGCCGCAGUUCAGAUCUUCCACAGAUUGGCGUCCAGGACCUCUCCAUGCCACCGCCCACUCUCGCAUCAGCUAACCAAUCCCCUGUGCUGACUCCUCCACGAGGACAGAGCGCAGUGCCGGUGUCUGUCCUAAAGAGAAGCCCACCCCCUGUGGCUCUGACACAGUCCAGGAAGGGGAGGAUAAAGACAGAAAGACAUGAGGAGGAGGGAGACGUUGUGGAGGAGGAAGAUGAAGACGAUGUGGAGGUCAUAGAGAUAAAGAGGCCCAAAGAAGAGGAGGACGAUGUUGAGGUGGUGUGCCCUCAGCCUUUCAGCAGCAACUUGGCCAAAGAGAUGGAGCCACCAAAAGAAGAGGAAGACGAGGAGGAGGAGGAGGAGGAGGAAGAGGAGGAGGAGGAGGAGAAUGGAGUGAUGGAGGUGGAAGAUGAUAGUGGGACAGAGGAUAAGGAAAAGGACUUGCUGAGUGGUUCGGGGCGUCACCACAUGCUGCCUCUCCUCUCGUCCUUGUCCUCUCUGGUGCUGUACCUCCGUCGGCUGCAGCACUCAGCCUUCUUGUCCCUGUCUCGACAGCUACAAUCAGCCGAGGCCUGGCGCCUUCUUUGCCACUCCAGCCUGGCUCUCCUCAUUCUGUACAACCGACGUCGGGAGUGUGAGGUCUCCAAGCUGUCCAUCGCCGAAUAUCGUGCCCGUAUAACUCCCCAGUGCCCCGUUCCUGUCCCGCCUGGUGCCCCUCCAGCUCUCACUCCGUUGGAGGCCUCCCUUUCACCCUUUGAGCGCCUGGUGCUUCCUCACCUCCCUAGAGUUGGCGUCCAGGGUAAACGUGGACGAGUCCAGCCCCUCAUCCUCCCCCCUCACUGCGAGCCCUGCCUGGAGCUCCUCCUGCAGACACGGCAGGAUGUGGGAGUUGACCCCGCAAACCCGUACGUCUUCGCCAGGCCUUACCACUCUCCUGCCACACCGCUGCGAGGUACAGACCUCCUGCGCAGCCUGGCCCGCUCAAGUGGUACCCGCAAUCCCCGCGCCCUGACCCAGACCAGGGUUCGCCGGCAGGUAGCUAUACUGACCCAGCUGCUGUUACUGGGAGAAGGAGAGGAGCCCGGGCAGCCUGGAGGCAGCGCUGUGGAGAGGCUGGAGCACUUCCUAGAGAGGGAGUACCAUGUGACACAGAACUGUGCUGGAAUUGGCCAAGACCCAGGCCUGAUGGGCAGAGUGGGCAGAGUGGUGCUUUGUGGAGAGAGAGAUGGAGUGCUGUUCAGAGGAAUGAGCCUGAACCACAUCUGCCUGGAACUGGAUGUUAUGUCAGGAAACUCUGCAGACUCAUACUCAGAGGGAGAGUCUGAAGGGGAGCAGAUGAAGGAGAAGCCUGAGAUGCCUGAUCCUGCUCCUGCUCCAGCUCUAGCUCCGAUCCCUACACCUACCCUGCUGUAUGUCAGGAAGGGCAAGAACAACGGGCGGGUGGGACGUCCCAAGAAGCUCAAGAACGCCCAGCAAACCGUUCCACCUUCACCUACCGCAAACCAUAGUAGAGGCUCUGGUCAGCCCAAAUCAGGAAAGCGAGGCGUCCUGAAGCGUCCCUGGUCAGAGGCGGAGCGUGCUGCGGUCGAGGAGCACCUUACCCAAAACAUCACCGAGCUUCGGGUCCCCGCAAAGGCUGACUGUGAGCGCUGCCUGCAGCAGUGCCCCCUGCUGGUCAGCAACCAUCGCGACUGGCGAGCGAUCAAGUUCUACUGCCACAAUCGCAUUCAGCUACUGAAGAAAAACCAGCGGCGUGAAUGUGAGCCCCUGGCCCUCACAGUCUGCUGA